Pungitius pungitius (ninespine stickleback) is the source of this 3140-nucleotide messenger RNA. RefSeq names its product dual specificity phosphatase 4 (gene dusp4). The record is from RefSeq and is a predicted model, not a curated record. Bases 247 to 1356 code for a protein of 369 amino acids. The transcript is spliced from 4 exons. Gene Ontology annotation, molecular function: MAP kinase tyrosine/serine/threonine phosphatase activity; MAP kinase tyrosine phosphatase activity; protein tyrosine/threonine phosphatase activity. Gene Ontology annotation, biological process: endoderm formation; negative regulation of MAPK cascade; protein dephosphorylation. NCBI's taxonomy places the organism in Eukaryota, Metazoa, Chordata, Actinopteri, Perciformes, Gasterosteidae. Gene Ontology annotation, cellular component: nucleus; cytoplasm.
GACGCGUUGUAGCCAUUCACAAAAAAAAGAAGACGAAGAAGAGAAACAAUCCUGAGGAGAACCACUCGGAUAGAGAGAAGAGAGAAAGAAAGAGGUGACCGGACUGAGCGCGACGUGCAGUGCGGUUCUUGAUGCGGGUGUAGAAAGUGCGCAAAAAAAGCAAUCCCCGCAGAGAGAGAGAGAGAGAGGGGGGGAGAGGGAGCCGACAGUGAAGCCAACACACGCAGCCUUAAAAUACCAAGCGCGAUGGAGGACCUGGGCGAGAUGGACUGCCCGGUGGUGAAGCGCUUCCUGAAGGACGACGGCGCCAAGUGCCUGCUGCUGGACUGCCGCUCCUUCCUCGCCUUCAACGCGGGACACAUCCGCGGCGCCGUGAACGCGCGCUGCAACACCAUCGUCCGCCGCAGAGCCAAGGGCUCCGUGCUGAGCCUGGACCAGAUCCUGGCCGGGGACGAGGAGGUGCGCGGCCGCCUGCGGGCCGGGAUGUACUCCGCCGUGGUGCUGUACGACGAGAGGACGCCGGACUCCGACACGGUGAAGGAGGACAGCACGCUGACCCUGGUGCUCCACGCCGUGUGCGGGGACUCGUCCGGCACGCAGAUAUACCUGCUCAAAGGUGGAUAUGACAGGUUUUUCUCAGAAUACCCAGAGUUUUGUAUGAAGACCAAAUCUUUACCGAGCCUCAGCAGCCAGUCCAGCGUCGACUCCUCCUGCUCGUCCUGUGGGACUCCACACCACGACCAGGGCGGCCCAGUCGAGAUCCUCCCGUUCCUCUACCUUGGCAGCGCCCUUCACGCCUCAAAGAAAGAGGUUUUGGACGACAUUGGAAUCUCCGCCUUGCUGAACGUGUCCGCCGACUGUCCCAACCACUUCGAGGGGGCGUACCAGUACAAGUGUAUUCCUGUAGAGGACAACCAUAAAGAAGACAUCAGCUGCUGGUUCCUGGAGGCUAUUGAGUUCAUAGAUUCCGUACGGGACUCCAACGGGCGGGUGCUGGUCCACUGUCAAGCCGGCAUCUCCCGCUCCGCCACCAUCUGCCUGGCCUACCUGAUGAAGAGGAAGCGGGUGCGUCUGGACGAGGCCUUCGAGUUCGUGCGGCGCCGUCGCAGCAUCAUCUCCCCCAACUUCAGCUUCAUGGGCCAGCUGCUGCAGUUCGAGUCCCAGCUCCUCGCCACCACCUCCUGCGCCGCCGAGGCGGCCGCCACAGCGAGCCCGCUGCUCGGACCCAAGUCCUCGACGACCGCCACGGUAACAGCGGCCACGCCCACCUCGCCGUUCAUUUUCAACUUCCCAGUUUCUGUGGUGAACUCCGCCUACCUGCACCACAGCCCGAUCACGACCUCCCCCGGCUGCUGAUGGGGGGCCGGGCGCAGCCUUCCCCCAAAUUAACUGACUAUGAACAGACUGGGCUGCCAUUGGCUGGAGGAGCUGUCAAUCGCACUUCUCGCCGCAGUAUGUACAUGCUUCCAGGGGCGGGGUUCAGAAGCUACGGUGCCUGAUUAGAAACUCAAAGAACUGAAAGAAAAUAUAGAGAAAGUGGUGGCUGGUUUCUAGUGUGCAGAAAACAGCGCAAGCUCCUUCCAUCUAAAUACAAGAAUCCUCCAGACUGACCAAAAAUGAGUCUUUGAGGCUUUCAAGGACCCGUUCGUAGCGAGUGUUGGACUGGCAUCUUUUCUUAGAAUAACACAAACAACAACAACAACAUGCACAGGGGCACGCUGACACACACAGAGGUAUGAGAUACUUUCUCUGCGCCUCGCUCACACACACACACACACAUUCAUGACCACCGACUGAAUAAGCUCAGUAUGAAGACAGGGCCCGUUGCCAUGGAGACAACAGGUCUUUAGGAGAGGAGAUGGACACAGGAAGGAAGGAGGAAUUUUAAGCACCGGCUAUUUCCCCCCGUUUGGGUGUCUCUCCUGUUGCCGGACAAAAGAGAUGGAUGGAAAAAAGAAGGGGAGGAGACGGUGAUAGAAAGCAGGAGCCCUUUCCGUGACAGGUGCUCUGACCGGAGCUUCCUGUCUUUCAUACGUCCUCUUCCUCUCUCUGCCCCCCCCCUCCCACACCUUCCUGUCCUCUCAUCUCCUUUUCAUCCUUUUAUAUUCCUCCUCCUCCUCUCGUCUCUGCCUCUCAUCAUCACCCCUCCUGUUCCCUCUCCUCUGCUCCUCAUCCCCUCACUGAAGAGGCUACAUAAAUAGAUUAAGUUGCCAAACGAAGGCCGGGUGCCCUUGUAAAUGAUCUGGGAGUCCCCAUUACAGGCCCCUGAUACACAGUGUAGGAAACCCCUCACACGACUUCAUAAAAACAUUUGGUUUUUGCUAAAAGGUUCAACAUGAUUUGCCACUUAAGCCAACACCCUGGUGGCGGUGAAUGUUUUCAUUCAUUAUAAUUAAUUUAUCUUGGCUUUUUACCAUUUUCUAAAACCUGCUUAACUUUUAAGACGGUGGUUUCCGUUUCUUUUCUGCAUGUUAUUUUUGAUUUACUCAACAAAUCAACUGAAAUCCGUGGCUCCAUAGGAAUGCUCUGGACAAAUAUGGUUUAAAAUGAGCAUCACUAUGUUUUUAAGAUGUUUGUGUCUUGUUCAUAAAGGUAUCCCAUGGAUUUAGACAGACUUCUAGAAAGCCUUUAGAAAGAUCUCAUUAAUUCAGCUCUCUCCUCAUCUCUUCCACUGCAAGAUGGACACUCAAAAACAACUAAUAUAAUGUUUCUGAAUAAAUCAAUAUUAGGCAAUACAGUGAAUAUGAUCGUUGAAAUAGCAAUUGUCCAUGCAGACAAAACUCAAAAUUAGCUAUAUUUAGCGCAGUGGGUUAAUGGAUAUCCAAGCUCAAACUUUAAAGUAAAAUGAUGACAAUUAGACAAAAAAUGCAUUUAUUAAGUAUGCCUUCAUAUGCCAUAUAUAAGGAAAAAUGAGAAAUGUUAUAGGCAAUAUUUAUUUCCGGAUGGAUAUAUUAUUGUGGCUGGAUUUUGAAGAAAUUCAAACAUCUGUUUUACACUCUACUUUAGAAACAUCAGGGAGGGUCCCUGUGCUGUUCCUUUUGGGGGAAAUCCAGGUUAAGAUGUGUUAAGAAAACACAUUCACAUUAAUUCAUUUUAUUAAUCUUUUAUUCCAAACUGUAAAAACAAGCAUCUCGGGGGGG